This is a messenger RNA of Dermatophagoides farinae (American house dust mite), 2217 nucleotides long. RefSeq names its product potassium voltage-gated channel subfamily KQT member 1. Gene Ontology annotation, biological process: potassium ion transmembrane transport. Lineage: Eukaryota; Metazoa; Arthropoda; Arachnida; Sarcoptiformes; Pyroglyphidae. The record is from RefSeq and is a predicted model, not a curated record. Gene Ontology annotation, cellular component: voltage-gated potassium channel complex; membrane. Gene Ontology annotation, molecular function: voltage-gated potassium channel activity.
UGUGAAUCAUCCUCAAUUUUUUUUUAUUUCUCCUUAAUUCAUACACAAAACAAACAAACAACCUUAACCCAUCUUUCUUCUAUUUUGAUUUAUGUGAAUUUUUCUUAUUUUUUCUAUUCUAUAUAACGAAAUGACGACAUGACAUUUAGGUCAUCAUCAUCAUCAUCUCUUCAUCUUGAUCUUUAAUCCCUAUUCAUUCAAUGUGUGUGUGUUUGUGUAAUUUGUGACCACAAAUAACAAAUAACAAACAUGAUCAGGAAAUUUUCUCCAUUAGAAACUAGGAUCCUCAAAAAUCAUAACCGGUUAUUAUUAAAAUGAUAGUUUCAUAAAAAAAAAAAUUUUGUUUUUGUCGUGUUUUGUUUUCCAAUGAAAAUUCUGUAAAUUGCAGCCAGAAAUUACGUUGGUGAAAUAUAUCGUUUGAAUCGUUGAUUUUCAGACAAAUUCAUCGAAACAAUAAAUUAAAUGAACGAAUGAAUAUCGAUCAGCAGCAAAGACAAAAUCAAAAACAAUGGCCUGUUUUUUUGAAACACGAAUCAAUAAAUUCAUAUAAACGACGACAACGGUUAUUACAGCGUAAACGAUAUGAAAAACGACGAUUAUUAUUUCAUGCCCUAACAUAUCCGACGAAUCGAUGGGCAUUAACAUAUCAUUAUCUUGUUGGCUUUUUGAUGAUACUCGAUCUAACGUUUCUUUCUUUGGCAACCGUACAAGAACUUCAUCAUUGGUCAUCUAUUGUAUUAAAAGGGACCGAUGCCCUUAUACUGGUCGUUCUAGGCUGCGAAUUCUCUAUCCGUUUAUGGGCCGCACCACAUAUUCCACGAUAUCGUGGUUUUCGUGGCCUAUUACGAUAUAUAUUCACUCCAUUUGCAUUACUAGAUCUACUCGUAUUAAUCAUUACCGGUGUUUUGUUGGCUAAACAAUUAAUGAUCCAAAAACAUUAUCAUAAUAGUUUUGAUUGGCUUCGUUUUGUACAGAUACUGAAAUUGAUACGUUUAGAUAUACCAUUUAAAAGAUGGCGCCUUGUCAUGUCGGUGGUUUGGAUGCAACAUCAACAAUUAUACACCAUAUUCUAUGUCUGUUCGAUGUGUUUAAUAUUAUUAACAUUUACCAUGUAUUUCAUUGAACAUGAUCAACCGGGAACACAAUUUACAUCUAUACCAAAAACAUUUUGGUGGUCACUCAUAUCGUUAUUGACCAUUGGUUAUGGUGAUAUGUAUCCACAGACAACUAUUGGCCGUAUUAUAGCAUCAUUAGUGUUCUUAUUUUCCGUAUCAUUAUAUGCUGUUCCAUCUGGUAUCAUUGCCACCGGUAUUGCAUUGAAAGUAUCUGAACAAAAACGACAUAAGAAAAAACAUAUUCGACGACGAUUGCCGGCUGUAUUACUAAUACAAUGGACAUGGCUUUAUUAUAUUGUUAUUCGUUGUCGACCGACAACUUUAUCAUUAUCACCAACAAUUCAAAUCAAUAAUCAUGAUAUCGAUUAUGAUGAUGAUGAUGAGGAUUUCGAUGGAAUAACAAGAUCGAUAAUUAUUAAACAAAAUAAACGGCAACAAGAAAUAUUACCACGACAAACACCAUCUACAAAUGAUAAUAUCGAUGAAGAUCGUAUACAACCAACAAAAUUUCCCAUUACAUUUCGUGCUCUAUGUCGACGAUUAAAUAUACAUGAACAUUCAUUAUCAUUAUCAUCAUUAUCAUCAUUAACUUCGACAAUACGAAGCGAAGAAAAUGUAGCGAAUAAAAAUCAACCACCACCGCCACCAUCACAACAACAACAACAACAAUCAAAUACUACCAAUGCAAAUACAACUAAUGCUACUAAUCAUAAUCAUAAUAAUAAUAACGAUAAUAAUAAUAUUGAUGAUGAUGAUUCGGAUAGUGAAACGGAAAUCAUUAUGAAUGAUAAAAAAUUAUUAUUAACACGAAUGCUAUGCCUGUUACAAUUUCAAUUGGCUCGAUUAAGAUUUCAAGCUUCGAAUCCAUUCGGUGAUAUCAAUGAUCUGAUUGAUCGUCAUCACACUGUACAUGAAGAUCUUAUCAAACGAUUACAAAUCAUAUCUAAUCGUCUCAUAUCAGUGGAACGGAAACUCGAACGAUCUCAACAUCAACAACAACAGCAACAAUAAAUUCAUUAUCAUUGGCAAAUGGAAAUUAAAACCUUUUUUCAACCUUCAAAAUAAAUUUUCGAUAAUAAAAAAAUAAUUCAUUAAUUGUUAA